AUGACGGCAUUAGCAACCAUUUUAUCUCGAGCCAAUCCGGCGUCAAAGUUGCCCAGCUUUUCCUGCCAAAGAAACAUGCGAUUGCUAAAGAAAAUACCGCCUUUUCUUAUCUUCUCGUUCACUCCACCCUACGCCUCUCCGAUUUCUGGCUCCUCUUCGCUUUUCCUCCUCUUUUUUGCCGCCGAUUUCCAACUUGCCCGACCAGCAACAACAAACUUGCCGCCUACAACGAUCCUCUCUUGUCUCGGCAGUUGCUGGGUUGGGCGAAAUCGCGGUGAUCGUGCGCGUAGAUGCCCCCAGUCGGGUCAUUCGUCCCCUUCAGGGCUCAGUCUCCUCGCCCUCUUUUGUCCGCGAUUGGGCGAAAGCCAUCGCGAUCCCGCCAGUCCGGUCCGGCUGACCCCACACACAUCUGCCUCCUAUCACCAUGCCGGCCUGUAG
This is a messenger RNA of Protopolystoma xenopodis, 438 nucleotides long. NCBI's taxonomy places the organism in Eukaryota, Metazoa, Platyhelminthes, Monogenea, Polystomatidea, Polystomatidae. The record is from the annotation of a GenBank genome assembly.